AUGUCUCAAUUACGUGACGAAAAGGAUAAUACCACUCUGAACAACUCGAAAGAGUCAACCAACCCGAAAGUGGUUGUUGAUUCUGUCUUUGAUACGUCUGAAAAGCUAUUCCUUGGAGGUAUUGACGAUGGCUCAGAUGGGGCCAAGAGAGGGUCUACAGAAGACUCGGAGCCUGAGUACGACUUCAAAUCUGAAGAGUUCGUCAAUAUCCCAGAGCUUGUACGUAACGUUGUCGGAUUCGAAGACGACCCAACGUUGCCAUCAAGGCCAGUGGGCGAGUAA
Molecule: messenger RNA, 282 nt
Organism: Colletotrichum fioriniae
Lineage: Eukaryota; Fungi; Ascomycota; Sordariomycetes; Glomerellales; Glomerellaceae
Source: RefSeq, a predicted model, not a curated record